Brachypodium distachyon (stiff brome) is the source of this 534-nucleotide messenger RNA. Its product is annotated as 40S ribosomal protein S29. The record is from RefSeq and is a predicted model, not a curated record. Gene Ontology annotation, cellular component: cytosolic small ribosomal subunit; ribosome. The transcript is spliced from 3 exons. Bases 118 to 288 code for a protein of 56 amino acids. Gene Ontology annotation, biological process: translation. NCBI's taxonomy places the organism in Eukaryota, Viridiplantae, Streptophyta, Magnoliopsida, Poales, Poaceae. Gene Ontology annotation, molecular function: structural constituent of ribosome; zinc ion binding.
CUCGCCAUUGCGCCGCCGCCGCCGCCCUCCCCCAAACUCCUCGCACGCAUCGAGCUCGCGCGCCGCCGCCGUCGCAGCACCCGGAACGACCGACCGACCUCGGAGGCCGAGGCGACGAUGGGUCACUCCAACGUGUGGAACUCCCACCCCAAGAACUACGGCCCCGGCUCCCGCGUUUGCCGGGUCUGUGGGAACUCUCAUGGUCUGAUCAGGAAGUACGGGCUCAUGUGCUGCAGGCAGUGCUUCCGCAGCAACGCCAAGGAUAUUGGCUUCAUCAAGUACCGUUGAAGACAUUCCGCUGCUACUAUGCCUGAGGUCGUCACCUGCUUAAGAGAAAUGGAUCCCAAUCGAUGAAGGCUUACUUGUGCUGUUAGUUUUUGUUUGGAGUGCUGUUAUAGUAAACUUGUUUGAGUUUUGGUGCGAACCAUGUGGUUGUUAAGCUGACUAUGUAACACUUCAAAUAUUUUGUUAUUCAACUGGUUUACCUGAUCUUACUUACAAUGCUGUCUUGGUGUUAUGGUGUACAAUGUUAUA